Exaiptasia diaphana is the source of this 641-nucleotide messenger RNA. RefSeq names its product metal transporter CNNM2. The record is from RefSeq and is a predicted model, not a curated record. Lineage: Eukaryota; Metazoa; Cnidaria; Anthozoa; Actiniaria; Aiptasiidae. Gene Ontology annotation, biological process: magnesium ion homeostasis. Gene Ontology annotation, cellular component: intracellular membrane-bounded organelle.
AAAGAGUUGGUUGACCUUCACAAAGAAUCUGCUGAUGGAAAUGAAGACCCCUUACAAGAUGAUGAAGUUAUGAUUAUUCAGGGAGCUCUAGACAUGAGAAGUAAAACAGUMAAGGACAGGUACACACCUCUUGACAAAGUAUUCAUGUUGAGCAUAGAUGACAAGCUGGACGAUGAUACCAUGAAAAAGAUCAUUUCAACUGGUCAUUCCAGAGUACCAGUUUACAAAGGAAGCAGAGACCAUGUYGUUGGCCUKUUAUUGAUCAAAUCAUUGAUACGCCUUGAUCCAGAGGAUGCCACACCSAUCAAGAAUGUAGUCCGGUCCAAGGAAGGCUCGUUGUUGUCAGUUGAGGGWCAUGAACCCUUGUUCCAGCUUCUUGAUAAAUUCCAGGAAGGGAAAAGUCACAUGAGUUUAGUUUAUGGGAAAACAUUUGAGGAAAGACCAGAAAAGCGUCUUCUUGGUAUAAUAACACUAGAAGAYGUCAUUGAGCAGCUAAUUCAGGAGGAUAUUUGGGAUGARACWGAUCCUGCUGCAUUACGACCUGGGGUUGAAGGCAAGGUUACCCUYGCUCGUGCKAAAAUKAGAAGAAUGAAGUCUACAGAUGUACGUUCACCRCCUCCACAAUUACAAAGAACCUUCUC